Molecule: messenger RNA, 4672 nt
Organism: Gadus macrocephalus (Pacific cod)
Lineage: Eukaryota; Metazoa; Chordata; Actinopteri; Gadiformes; Gadidae
Gene: lzts1
Product: leucine zipper, putative tumor suppressor 1
Exons: 6
Coding region: 730-2604 (624 amino acids)
Biological process (GO): regulation of synaptic plasticity; regulation of dendrite morphogenesis
Cellular component (GO): dendritic spine
Source: RefSeq, a predicted model, not a curated record
GAGGGGAAGGGAUGUAUAGGAUGUGACAUAGCUCAACAGCCUGGAUUGAGACAUGAGUAUAAAUUCAUAAUUUAAAUGAUUUGUCUUCCAUGACAGCAUGGUGAGUUUUACUGGUGCAUCUUGGGCCGUUUCUCAACGUCGUCCACCCUUAGUCCAUCAGCAGAUUUGUCCAAUGUUCACGUUGUUUCAAGCACGUUCAAGAGUCGAUGAAUAUCCUUUCAUGAAUGGCUCUAGUUUCAGUCAGGUUUAAACGCUGCUCAUCCUAUCAUGUACUCUGCCUGUGCAAGACUAUCAAUAUUUGAUAUAAUAUUGCCAUUUAAAGGACGCUUUUACCAAAAGGGUUUCACAAUACUAUAAAUGCUUAAAUUCAUAUCAUGUCUUGUUGCCCUAAUGGGAUAUGAGGAUGUUGAAUGUACGAUAUUCUUCAAACUGUCAGGGCGAAACAGACCCUCAAAUUCCCCAUUUUCCCUGCUUCAGGGAAAUGCCAGUCAAGACAGAAUAUAGCAGAUCUACAAGAGGCGUUAUAUUCACUGUUGACAAACAACACAUAUUUUGGAUGCGUGUAGCCGAAACUGACAGAAGAGAACUGGGCCUGUUCAAGAGAGAUGGAUUUCCAAGCUAUUAUGAGCCUUUAUGUCAGAGUUCAGGGCCAUUCUGAAUGUUUGGCUCCAGAUACAGCGAUUUGGUCGCAACUCAAAUGCCAUAUAAACAAAUAAUACUAUCAAAUCCAUGGUGGGCCAUUUUCCACACUGUGCUGGCGGCCAAUCAGCACGCAGGAUGCAUCUAAAUAACCCUACAAUCACAAUGUCACCCUCCGACUUGCAUACAAAAACAACAAUUACGACAAGCAAAACCCUCCAUACAAUACUCUCACAGCCCACAACCCAGGGUCAAAAACAGCCUCCAAAACACAAUAAUAACAGACAACACAACCUGUCCAUCAUUUCGUUCUUCCAGGCACCCGCUGCCAAGUUAUAUAUUCAUCCCACUGCCUCGGAGUCGGUGGUUCCUAGGAGCUUGUCUGCAACCCAGGGCCAGAACAACCCGGACACUCUCUGCCCCCGGGAGACCACCAAGAGCCCUGACAUCCACAGACACAAACAAGAUACCUUCUCAGGAACCCUUUCCGACUCGGGGCGUAACUCCAUGUCCAGCCUUCCCACCCACAGCACCAGCGGGAGCGUCAGCACGGCCGCGGGCCCCGCCGUGUUCCUCACUGUUCACGGCUCGCUGUCGGGGCACGCCCUCAAUCAGGGGGCCCCGCCCAACGUCCCCCCGUGGUGCGGCGUGAACGGCGCUAACCUGGGCCCCCGAUACAACGACGGAGGGCUACCGGCUGUGGCCAAUGGCGACUCCGGAGCGCGGCCCCCCACGGAGGACCCGGGCCUCCUGACGGAGACGGGGGCCGGCAGCCGCUCGCCCAUCAACACGGACGAGCUGCUGACCGAGCGCCUGGAGCAGAGGCUGCUGGAGAGGGAGUCGGAGCUGCAGGACCUGCAGGUGAGCUUUGAGGAGAAGGAGGAGAACACGUGCCAGCUGUUUGAGGAGCGGCAGCGGUACUGCGCGGACGAGAUGGAGGGGCUGAAGCAGCGCUGCUCCACCAAGCUGCGGCAGGUGUCCCAGAGAGUCACCAGGAACCACCAGGCCCUGCAGCAGCAGGUCGCCACGCUGCAGGCCGAGAAGGAGAGGCUUCAGGAGGACAUCGCUAAGCUGACCCAGGAGAAGGAGCUGGCUGAGGUGAGGCUGAGGUCCUACGAGACCACCAACACACCGCUGGCGCCCGCGCUGGAGGAAAUCCAAUGGGAGAUUUGCCAGAAGUCCGGGGAGAUCUCGUUGUUGAAGCAGCAGCUGCGCGACAGACAGACGGACGUCAACCACAAGCUGAACGAGAUCGUGAGCCUCAAGUCCGCACUGAAGGAGAGCAAGAGCCGAAUAGAGGCGCUGGAGAGACACAGCAGCGAAGACAAGGACCGGAUCCAUUCUCGCACCGUUGAGGUGGAGGUGUGCCAAAAUGAACUCCAGCGCAAGAAGAACGAGGCAGACUUACUGCGGGAGAAGGUGGGCCGGCUGGAGACAGACAUCCAGGGCAUGAAGCAGGAUCUGGCCUCAGCCAAAGAGCAAAGGCAGAAACACUGUUUGAAACUCGAAGCUCAGGCCCAGAAUCUAGACAAUGAAACAGGGUCACAGAGCCCGGAGCAAGCCGCAGAGGGGACUAGAGGAGGAGGAGGAGGAGGAGGAGGAGGAGGAGGAGGAGGAGGAGGAGGAGGAGGAGGAGGUAGAGGAGGAGGAGGCACCACCGACGCCCUCCAGAGAGAGGUGGAGAGACUGCAGAAACAGCUCAGAGAGGAGGUGGAGUCUCGGGAGAGUCUGGCCAGCAGCUUCGAGAAGGAGCGGCGUACGUGGAACAAGGAAAAGGACAGGGUGAUCCGCUACCAGAAGCAGCUGCAGAACAACUACCUGCAGAUGCACAAGAAGAACCUGGACCUGGAGCGUAUCCUGAAGGAGCUGAGCGCAGAGCUGGAGAGCAGGACCGAGCUGGACAUAGACGCCCCUUACUGCUCGGGGCUGCAGACGUACGACGAUGUGAUCGCCACAGAGAUCUGAGGAGCGUGCGUGUGUGGGAGUGACGCCAGGGCGGGAGCGGGGGGUAGGAGAGACACAUGGGGGGGGGGGGGGGGGUUAAUCCACUGGCACCUAGAUGUUGUCACACUGAUGCAGUAUGGUAACAGAUGUUACACACCGAGUCUAGAUACAACGACACAAACGACUGAUCUACUGAAGUUCACCUGUCAACACGUUUGUUUGACAGUAAAAACACAAUGCCUCUGUUGUUUAUUUAGCACUAAGUCCUCAGGUCCAUAAAAUAAAGUACUAUUCAAAUUCAGGUUAAUGCAACAAAAAAAAAAAUAUUAAACAUUCCUUUUGUUUAGAGAUCAAUAGAAAAACAUGGCUGCCAGUUCCCCUUGUAAUCGUUUUUUUCAUAAGGGUAACUCUUCGUUUAUCAUUUUGUCAUGAGAAACAACAUUUAUUAGCUGCCACAGCUGAUGAUUUAUCCAUGGUGUGAUUAAUGUCUCACAGUGACACAUGAUGAGCACAAUAAUCAACUAGCUUCACUCUGGGGCCAGCAUGACAAAUGAACAGGAUGAAACAGGCCUAUGAGGUCGCUUGGUCAAGUCUGUAAUUAACUAACAGAUAUUUGGUAGAGCUACACUGGUUGUGAUAUUAUAGUAACAAUGAUAGAUGUUUACAUGAGUCUAUCUUAAUAUAUUUAUUUUUUAGAUGAUACUGAAAUAGAACAGAUAGACAUAGAACAAGACCAUCAGGUUUUCAUUUGAAAUGUUGAAAACAAUCGAUCACAAAGUGGCUUUCUGUCAGUUCAGGAAUAAAAUAGAAAAAUUUAUUAGCUAUUACAUACAUCAUUCUUUCACUUUUUGAUAGAUUUUGUCAACAUGAUAUAAGUGUUUUUAGCAAAGGAUAUUAAAAGCUCGCACUUUGAUGGAUGGAUCAGUACACGUAUGGAUUUUCACCUAACAUUAAACGGCUGAGUGUAUCACUAGAGAAACAGUCCACACACUGGAUGUGUGUUCAUGUAUUACUAAAUAAUUCCUGAAUGAAAAUAAAUACCAUGACUGCACUGUGUUUGAGAGUGAUCAGAAUUGAGGUAAUACUGUAAAAACAAAAAGGGAAUGUCGCAAAUUUCACUUCAGAUAUUAUCACUUCUGAUGUUAUUGUGUUUCCAAGAUUCAAUAUAAAUUCAUUAUGCCACUGAACAUUUUCUUAUACUGAAAAUAUGAGAUCACCUUUCUGUCAGCAGGCACUGUGUGUUGUCCACACUGAGAAGAGGACAUGUUUGUGAGUUGUUGACUUGACCUUUGACUUGUCUUUGUUGCUAUAGGCAAAGAUGAUGCAGUGAUCUGUGGUGCUCAUCACUGCAGCACAAAAUGUGUUGAGAGAGAGAGAGAGAGAGAGAGAGAGAGAGAGAGAGAGAGAGAGAGAGAGAGAGAGAGAGAGAGAGAGAGAGAGAGAGAGAGAGAGAGAGAGAGAGAGAGAGAGAGAGAGAGAGAGACAGAGAUAGAGACAGAGAAAGACAGAGAGAGACAGAGAGAGAGUGAGAGAGAGUGGGAGUGACAGACAGACAGACAGACAGAGAGAGAGAGAGAGAGAGAGAGAGAGAGAGAGAGAGAGAGAGAGAGAGAGAGAGAGAGAGAGAGAGAGAAUUGGGAACAUCAUUGCGUAAGCACUUGAGCUGAAAAGCAAUAUUAUUUCUUGGCCCUGGUACCGCUGAAUAACUAAAAGUUAGAAGUAAACAAGCAGAUUAAAAGACUCCAAAACAUUGGUUUUAAGUACAACUCGAAGGUAAAGAUAAAAACGGCUUCCUUUGGCAUUUGCACAAGUCAAUCUCCUGUUGGGUUUAUAUGAUGAUAAAAGUAUUCUCCAAACGCACUUCCACAGUGAAACAAGGCUGGAUGUUAUAGUGGGCUAGAUAAAACAAACCGUGAUUCACACAGGAAGAUGAAUGACUUACUGUCAACUUUAACAGAGAAUAGUGUUUCGAAAUGGAUUGUUUAAUAUGGUUUAUUUUGUGAUAUAUUUCUUGAUAGUGUUCAUGACACCACUGUGCGAGUAACCACUAUUUAUAACGUCUCAAAUAAACCUCAAUGUUUUUAAUGCA